CAAAGGGUUUAUUUAGAAAGAAUUUCAAAAUUAAAAAUAACUUAUAGUAUUAAAUUUAUUAUUUUCUUUCUGUAAACAUAUUACCACAUCAAAACCCAUAACAGUAGGUUGCUUAGUAUAUUUUAAUUGUAAACCCUUCCUGCCACUAAUGAAUGGAACUUUUGAAACUGAUAUUUUAUCCUACAUUUUUAUCCUAAAAUAAAGGUCCAUCCAAUCAGUUCAGUAUUAAAAUUAUACUGGAAAGUGGUUUGUGAUGCCAGUUUUGUGACGUUAAAUGGAGUGCUAAGCUAUUGUAUAGUACAGUGGUCCUAUGUUUUUUGGAAAGAGAAGAGAAAACUGCUAACAAAACUAUCCCAUAUCUUUUUUAAGGUUUUGGGGAAAAAUUUUGAACCAAUAAUAUAUGCACAAACUUGUCAUGCUAAUGAGUACACAUUUACUCCUUUAUUUAAUAGGACACCUUGGGAAACAGUCCCAAAAUGUUCAAAAUGUUAAGGGAGGUCAUAAAUACUGUUAGGAUACAUAAAUUGUAAACUUUAUUUAAAUAUCAGAGACAUGAAUUUUCCAUUUGCCACCAGGAAACUUCCUAGGUCUUGUAGUUUUAGAUUAUUUAUUUAUAACUACCAUGAGUUGAUUAGAGUAUUAUUAUGCUACCUUUUAGCCUACCACUCAUUAUUUGAAAAUGGCAUCAGAAACUGUGUUAUUAAUGUGCUAUGUUCAUAUUUUAAUAUAAAUACAAAUGGCCAUGCAUUUUUCUUAUUGGAAAAUUCCUUACCAAUUUACUGUUAUGGCCCUAUGUGGAGAAUGCUACAAAUGCCAAAUUAGCUUCAUUUAGUACAAACAAAUUUUUAUGGCAUUGAAUUUUUUGUGUUGUUUUUUUUUUAAAUUAUAACAACAUGCACUACUGGGUAUUUCCAUGUGAAAGCAAAUAAAAAGUCACUUGGAGACUUCCAUGUAUUCCAAUUCUUAUUCUUUUCCUUUCCCCCUCAGAUAACCAAUAGGGCUUCUUUUGAGACAUCAGUAGGGAUAUAAAUUUUAUGCCAAAGAAUAGAAAUGUGAAACUGUGACUUGGGAUGUUUUAUUGCUAAUAAUAAAAAGAAUGUAGGCACCUGAGCUGAUGGUGGGUGUUCAUAAGGCAAGGGGGUAGAAACAGGAAAAAUUGGCAUCACCUGCAAUGCCUAGAAACUUAAAAGAGAUAAAAGAGAUACAGGAGUGAAUGGAAGGACAUAAAGGGAAUGAAGUGCCAGUUUGAAUUUUGAAACUUGGCAAAUCAAAUAUUGAGAGAAUAAAGUAAAAAGAAGUAAAGUGUGGAAUUUGGGGGAAGACUGGAUGCUAUGUGUGGAAGUAAGUUAACUAAGCCUUGUUAAACCAGUCUGAGUCAGUCCAAACAGGGCACACCCUUCUGACAAACCAGGAAGCCAUAAUUUGUUUAUCUACCUGUGCCAGACUAUAUAGUUAGUGCUGUAGGGCUAGGAAACAGACGAGCAUGGACAAUAUCACACGUGUAAUUCAAUGAUUAUCUACAAAAUUGAUUUUAUGAAAAAGAAUUGAACCUGACAGCGGCCCAUUCUGGAAAGAUUGAAGUCAUCUAUGUUGCUGAGAAAAUGGGCCAAAAAUCUUCUCAAGAAGUGGCUCAGAGGGAUAAGCCAGAUCUCAUCGUCAUGUGUGACAUUUUCAAUCGAGCUGUGGUCUAUGCUGCUCAGAAACUGAAGGACUAUCUUGGAUUUGAAGAUCCUCUAAGCAAACUGUCCCCAGAUUCCAACACACUAAAUGAGAUCUUUUUAAUUCAUUUUAUUAACUUCUGUCACGAAAAUGGAAUGGACGAGAAGAUUACCACUAACAAAAUGACCAAGAAUCAGGCCUUGUUGUUUGGGGCUGACUGGAUCUGGACCUUCUGGGGAUCUCAUAAGGAAAUCCUGUUUCAGCUGGCUGUCCAGACUUUACAGAUGUCCACGGUCUUCCAUACUGAGUCUAAUCCCCGUGACCUGCUCGGCAAGGAAGCAGUGUUAGACGUGCAUUCUAGGGAGGAAAAUCGAUUUGAGAAGAUGGAAGAAUUCUGUAAUUUGAUAGGUGAGGACUGUCUGGGUUUAUUUAUCAUCUUUGGUGUUCCAGGAAAGCCUAAAGACAUCAGAGGAGUUCUCUUGGACAGUAUCAAAAACGAGAAAAUUCAAAACUGCCUGUCGGGAGAGAAGGCUGUGAAACAUUUUAUCUUAAACACAAAGAACUGUCUGUCUACCAAAGAACUGUUAGAAAACUAUCUGUGUAAAAAUGAUAGGCUGAAUAAGAUAGGCAAAGUUUAUAUUAAUUUUCUCUGAAUUUUAUAUAGGUUAAGUAAACCAAGAAAAUAUAAACCCAUAUGUCAAGCAAAGAAAAGGAUUCUAUUCUUUCAAGCAUAAGAGCAUUAUUUAAUGUGACAGCAUUAUUUUGUGCAUUAAAUGGGUUUAGGACAGUAUUGUAUAAACUGACAAAUUCAUUUCUUUUGGUGGCAAAAAUUAGCUAAGUCGUGUUCCAAAUGAUUGUAUUAUUGUGAUCAUGAAAAAGGGGGGAAAAAAAAGCCAUGAAGAAAUCUUUGGGGAAAAAACCCACAUAGUUCAAUGUAACAUUUGUUCAUUUGCUUGAGAAGCCAAUACUAAAUAAAACAACUCUGAAAGUUUGCUUUGCAA
Molecule: messenger RNA, 2660 nt
Organism: Gracilinanus agilis (Agile Gracile Mouse Opossum)
Lineage: Eukaryota; Metazoa; Chordata; Mammalia; Didelphimorphia; Didelphidae
Gene: REP15
Product: RAB15 effector protein
Exons: 1
Coding region: 1602-2312 (236 amino acids)
Biological process (GO): receptor recycling
Source: RefSeq, a predicted model, not a curated record